This is a messenger RNA of Gossypium raimondii (Peruvian cotton), 3236 nucleotides long. Its product is annotated as phosphatidylinositol 4-phosphate 5-kinase 9. Lineage: Eukaryota; Viridiplantae; Streptophyta; Magnoliopsida; Malvales; Malvaceae. The transcript is spliced from 10 exons. The record is from RefSeq and is a predicted model, not a curated record. Bases 411 to 2888 code for a protein of 825 amino acids. Gene Ontology annotation, molecular function: 1-phosphatidylinositol-4-phosphate 5-kinase activity; ATP binding. Gene Ontology annotation, biological process: phosphatidylinositol metabolic process.
AUGUUUUAGCUUUGGAUAUUCCUUUCACAAAAAAAAAAAAAAAAAUCGUCACCAUCGAGAAGAUUGAUUUUCAAAAAAGCGAAACGCCAGAGAUAAAGCACAAUACACACACAGAGGAAUAGCGGUUUCGAUUGUCAGCUUUUUUAAAAUUGCAACGAAGCUUCUUCUUCUUGUUCGUCUUCAGAUUUUGAAAGAACAGUAACUGGAUUUAGAAGAUUUAUUAUUCAAUUUAAAAGAGUGGAGAAGAAAAAUGAGCUAAAAGAUCAGAUCAAAGGAAAGAGAGUUUUCAGAGGAAUUAUCAUCGGAUCUCAUUGUAAGGAGUCUUUUCAUAGUAUUCUACAUUGUGGAAGCACCUUGGAAUUGGCUUAAUUUGAUCUUGUAAGAAACUGUAACCUUUCGGGGCAUUAUGCAUGUCUGGCCUUGUGGUCACUGUUGGUAACGUGGAAGAAGGACUUUCUCGCGCAGAAAGAACUAAAUCUCUUGAUGCCAUCAUUGACAAGGACAACGGAUGUAUACUAACCAAUGGUGAUGCUAACCAUAGUUCCGAAACAGCUGGAUUUAGAGUUGGAGAACUCUUGCUGCCGAAUGGGGACUCUUAUUCCGGGUCAUUGCUCGGAAACAUGCCAGAGGGUCAAGGGAAGUAUGUUUGGCAAGGUGGUUGUGUGUAUGAAGGAGAAUGGAGACGUGGGAUGAGGCAUGGGAUUGGCAAAAUACAAUGGCCUUCUGGAACUGUUUAUGAUGGUGAAUUCUCAGGUGGAUAUAUGCAUGGUACUGGAACAUAUAUUGGCUCUAAUAAAUUGACUUAUAAGGGGAGAUGGAAGUUGAGUCUCAAACAUGGUUUAGGAUACCAAGUUUAUCCUAAUGGAGAUGUGUUUGAAGGCUCCUGGAUGCAGGGAACACCGGAAGGUCCAGGAAAAUAUACUUGGGCCAAUGGAAAUGUUUAUCUAGGGAAUAUGAAGGGUGGAAAAAUGUCGGGCAAAGGAACUCUCACUUGGACAAAUGGAGACUCCUUUGAAGGAAGCUGGUUAAAUGGAAUGAUGCACGGAUUUGGAGUGUAUACUUGGAGAGAUGGUGGUUGCUAUGUAGGAACUUGGACACGGGGUUUAAAGGAUGGAAAAGGAUCAUUUUAUCCCCAAGGCAACCGGCUUCCGGCCUCACAAGAAGUUUACCUCAAUGCUCUCAGAAAAAGAGGAUUGUUACCAGAUUUGAGAAAACAGAAUCAUUCUCAUAUCCACCAUGCUGCUUCUGUGGACAUGGGAAGUGUCAAGGUUGGUGGCAACCGGGUAUCUAAUCGUAAUUCUGAUAAGCUAUCAGAAGGAAACUUAUUAAAUCUACAGCAGUCUCGCAACAGAAAUGUUUCCUUGGAAAGACGUUGGAGUCUGGAGGUAUCCAUUGAGAAAGUGAUUGGGCACGAUUCGUCAUUAGAGUUAUCUGAUUCUUUUAAGGAAGGGAGAGAAAACGGAAGUGAAACAAAUGCGCCAAUCUUAGAACGUGAAUACAUGCAAGGUGUCUUAAUUAGUGAGCUUGUGUUGAAUAAUAGUUUUUCACCAUCAUCUAGAAGAGCGAAGCGGAGACAGAAAAAGUUAGCAAAAGAGGUUAAGAGGCCUGGAGAAGCAAUCAUUAAAGGUCACAGGAGUUAUGAUUUAAUGCUCAGUUUGCAGCUUGGAAUCAGAUACACUGUGGGGAAAAUUACACCUGUGCAACGACGAGAGGUUAGAGCGUCAGACUUUGGCCCCCGAGCAAGCUUUUGGAUGAAUUUUCCUAAAGUGGGAUCACAAUUGACACCUACCCAUCAGUCUGAUGAUUUUAAGUGGAAAGAUUACUGCCCAAUGGUUUUCAGGAAUCUAAGGGAGAUGUUCAAGAUUGAUGCUGCCGACUACAUGAUGUCCAUUUGUGGAAAUGAUGCUCUCAGGGAACUUUCUUCUCCUGGGAAAAGUGGUAGUAUCUUCUUUCUGUCUCAAGAUGAUCGUUUCAUGAUUAAGACACUCCGGAAAUCUGAAGUAAAGGUUCUUCUAAGAAUGCUUCCCAACUAUCAUCAUCACGUGAGAUCAUAUGAGAACACACUCAUCACAAAGUUCUUUGGGCUUCACAGAAUCAAACCAUCUAGUGGUCAAAAGUUUCGCUUUGUAGUAAUGGGAAAUAUGUUUUGCACUGAGUUAAGGAUUCAUAGAAGAUAUGACUUGAAAGGAUCAUCACAAGGGCGUUCUGCUGACAAUGUUGAAAUUGAUGAGAACACAACGCUUAAAGAUCUGGAUCUCAACUACUGCUUUUAUUUGGAACCUUCUUGGCGAGAUGCUUUAUUAAGGCAAAUAGAGAUUGAUAGUAAAUUUUUGGAAGCACAAUGCAUUAUGGAUUAUAGCCUUUUGCUUGGUGUGCAUUAUCGGGCACCCCAGCAUUUGAGGUCUCUCAUGUCCUACAACAGAACGGACGGCCUAGGGAGUGUUGCAGAGGAAGAGGAAGAUGAAAUCACCAACUAUCCACAAGGCCUUGUAUUGGUCCCUCGUGGAACAGAUGACAAUAGUGUUGUUGCAGGUCCUCAUAUACGAGGUCGACGUUUGCGUGCAUCAGCUGUAGGUGAUGAAGAAGUAGACCUGCUUCUCCCUGGCACGGCAAGACUCCAAAUCCAGCUCGGAGUGAACAUGCCAGCAAGGGCCGAACAGAUUCCAGGUAAAGAAGAAAACAUGUUCCAUGAAUCAUAUGACGUUGUGUUAUAUCUGGGAAUCAUUGACAUUUUGCAAGAGUAUAACAUGACUAAGAAGAUUGAACAUGCCUAUAAAUCUCUUCAGUUCGAUUCACUAUCCAUAUCUGCCGUCGACCCUACGUUUUACUCGGAACGGUUCUUGCAAUUCAUUCAGAAGGUGUUUCCUCUAAAUUCCAUGAAAACCUGAUGAAAAAUGUGUUGGGUCCAUAUUGUCUUACUGUGAGUUAAAAAAAAAUUGAGUGAUUAGGACCCGUAGGAGACACCAUUUGCAAUACUCUCUGUGGUGAUAUUGCUGAAAUACUUUGUUGUUCUUAGGAGCCGAUUUUUAGUGAUUAUGUUUAUAGUGAGUAUAGUUGCCUGCCAUUGUUUUUGUUUCUUGUAUGAUAUAUGUAUGUAUAUGUACUAUUGGAAUACAUGUUCGAUGCUUUAUUCUAUUCUUUCGCGACUUUUUCAAACUAGUGGAAAAGCAAUAGAAAGAUAACCCAGUAAACAUGAUCUGAUCUAAUAAUAGUUCUUCUUUGGUGCUUAGACUAAA